GCCGUCGUGCGUGCGCUCUGUCGUAGAGAGCGAUGACGUAAUAAAAAAAAAAGCGUCCGGCCGUUACCUGGAGGAAGAGGGCGAGCGUCCUGCACGAGGACAGGACAGGAGGACAGGUAGACACGAGGACACGAAAACAGGUGAAGACGAGCUGCUGAUCGAUGAGGACAUGAGAAGGUGAAUCACCAUGACUACAGAGCCAGGUGAGCCACAGGAGGCCCAGCCCAAAGAAGCGGAGUCUUUCCCUGAAGCUACCAACCACUCCACACCUAAACAGGGAGGAGAGGGUGCACUGUCCCAGAGCCAAGCCCAAAGCUCAUUGGCUGAAGACUCUGCGAGUCACCUGUCAUCAAGCAGCUGGAUUGCUCGCUCGCCUGCUAGGAACCCGCUGAGCUUUAGGACCAUGCAGACCAAAGUCACCCUGCUGGAUGGAUCCCUGUUCACCUGCACUGUGGAGAAACGAGCUCGUGGUGUUCAGCUGUUCGAAAAGGUUUGUGAACACGUCAACCUGCUGGAAAAAGACUACUUCGCGCUGUCCUUUAGAGAUGCAGACAACAACAAGAACUGGUUGGACCCGUCAAAGGAGAUGAAGAAGCAGGUUAGAGGUGUUCCCUGGAAUUUCUCCUUUAAUGUCAAGUUUUACCCUCCUGACCCUGCCCAGCUCUCUGAGGACAUCACCAGGUACUUCCUGUGUCUCCAGCUCAGACAGGAUAUAGUUUCUGGUCGCCUCCCAUGUUCGUUUGCGACUCACACUGUACUCGGCUCCUACACCGUCCAAUCAGAGCUUGGAGACUACGAUCCUGAUGAGUGUGGUUCAGAUGAUGUCAGUCAACUCAGUUUUGCCCCAAAUCAAACAAAAGAAAUGGAGGAGAAGAUCAUGGAGCUGCACAGAACAUACAGAGGAAUGACACCGGCUGAAGCAGAGAUACACUUCCUGGAAAAUGUAAAGAAACUUUCAAUGUACGGAGUUGAUCUUCAUCACGCAAAGAUGGUAGGAAGCCGCUUUGAUUGCUUGCCUUCAGCUAAGUCCGAGGACUCGGAGGGCGUGGCCAUCAUGCUGGGCGUGUGCAGUAGCGGCCUGCUGGUCUACAGAGACAGACUGAGGAUCAACAGAUUCUCAUGGCCGAAGAUCCUGAAGAUCUCAUACAAAAGAAACAACUUCUACAUCAAGAUCCGACCCGGAGAGUUUGACCAGUUUGAGUCGACGAUUGGCUUCAAGCUGUUGAACCACAGAGCAGCUAAAAGACUUUGGAAAGUCUGUGUGGAACAUCACUCCUUCUUCAGGCUGAUGUCUCCAGAAGAAACCCCUAAGAAGGUCCUGUCUCUGGGUUCUAAGUUUCGUUACAGCGGUCGGACACAAAUUCAGAGUCGCAGAGCCAGCGCUCAGAUCUCCAGACCUGCACCACAUUUCCCACGAUGCGUCAGCAAGCGGAACAUGCUGAGCCGCAGCCUGGAUGGAGCUUCAAGGACCACGUCACCUCUGAUUGGCUCUCCGGCCAUCACAGCGUCCCCCAAAGCCAAUGGUAGUCCGCAUACAGAUAUGGGUACGGGGCUGUACGGAGCAUCGAAAGCCAUCGCUGUCAGUGACCUCAUCACCAUGGUAACGCCUGAGAGGAGGGCGGAGGAGACAAGGACAGAGCAAGUUGAAGAGGUGUUGGUGAUGGAGGAGAAGGAGGAGGUGCAGCAGGAGGAAGAAGAGACCAGAGAGACAGAACUGUCUCAGCAGAGUCCUCCGACUCCUCAGAAACUUGACACCAAGACUGAGCUGACUGACACAGCUGUGGACGGAGACCUGACAGCGACUGAGUCUGAUCAGGAUGAAGACUUGCAGACUCAGGAGACUCUAGGGAGUCCAGAAGAGGAGCAGAGACCUCCGACCUCCAUCAGCGCUCUGAGACGCUCCUUCCUAGAGGGAGGAGGAGCAGGUGGAGGAGGAGGGAUGACAGAGUGGGAGAAGCGUCUCGCCUCCUCACCUCUACGACGAGUCGACGACUCUCCGAUGAUUGAACCGCUGGAGCCAGACGAGAUGGGCGAGGUCAUAACAAACCAAGCUCCCCCUCAGCCAAUCAAAGAGAAGAGCUACACUGUUGGGCAAAGCUAUGACACCGCCUCCGGUAGGGUCGUCACCAUGACAACCAGGGACGACAGCUCCAAUAUUACUGUGACAACAGGGAGUAUGGAGGCAGGCCGGCAGGUCAGAGUCAUCCCGCUGUCCACCGCUGAUGAUGUCAUUCCAAGGGGAAAGUUAAUCACCAUUUGUGAGGUGAAGACACCAACCUCACCAACGGAGCUGCCGACCAACGCCUGUGACAUCAUCAGUGAUGUAAUUUGUGGGGAUGACACCAAAGGAGGCGGAGCCUCAGUGAUCUCACCUGUGACUCCAGUCCUCCCUCUGAAAUCGCCUUUGGUCAUGUUAAGUCCCAGUGCCUCGCCAGAUCGCCUGAUGGGCAGGACGUCACCCUCUCUGGCCAGAGUGCCUAAACCUUCCUUUGAUGAAAUGUCUCCUGAACUGUCGGCUCUGCUGAAAUCGGCCAGAGAACAAAAAACCUUCAGAGAACACAACCUGCUGAAGACAUCAGAGAAGGUGGAGACGGUCUUCAUGAUGACAGAGCCAUGUGAUCAGGACCAACCAGUGGCAGACCAGCCUCAGGAGGUCCCAGUGAUGAGGAAGACUCUCACAUAUGAAGCUCCAGGGAGCCGAGUAGACUCUGAUCCUCCUGCAGGUUUCCUGUUGAGCUCCCAGACCUUCACUGCAGAGACCUCCACCACCACCACCACCACACACAUCACCAAGACAGUGAAAGGGGGAAUCUCAGAAACCAGAAUCGAAAAGAGAAUCGUGAUUUCUGGAGACACAGAGAUCGACCAUGACCAGGCUCUGGCAGCGGUACUCAGCGAGGCACGGCGGCAGCAUCCUGAGCUGUCCGUCACACGAGUUGUCGUCCAUAAAGAAACAGAGGUCUCUCCUGAUCAUGUGAUUGAUUAGUGACAUCACAGGACUGACUACAGAAGCUUCUGCUGCAUCAUGGGAGUUGUAGUUCAGACUACAGAGCCAACUAAGAAACUGUUUGCAGCGACACCCAGAGGACAUUAAUAGAACUGAGGCUUUACACACACACACACACACACACACACACACACACACACAUGCAUGUGCACCUGUACACACAGCGGCACCUGUCUGACUGGGGACGGGGCUAGUAGCUUAGGUAUCUUCAGAAAAAUGAACAUUAGUUAUAUAGAUAAUUAGAUUUAGUUCAAAUAUUUACAAAACACAAACAGGUUAAACAGACAGGUAAGGGACAGACAGGUAGCACUGCUGUGGCGCCAUGAACACAUUCUCAUAGCAACCUGACAGCUGGAGCCAGUCAACAUCAGAUCAACUGUCACCACAAAUUAACACGAAGACUUGACCUUCUGCUGAAGCCCCACCCCCCCACACACCUGACACCCCAACAGGUUAAUGCAGGUCUCAUUGGUUGGUUGACUCAGGUGUAUUUGCUCCUCAGAGACAGCAGCUUUAUGAAACAUCCAGCAAACAGUUUGCAUCACAUCGGACCUCACCAGGUGAGAUCACCUGACUCUUGCCUGGUCAAAACUGGGUCUUUUAUUCUGACAGUCUGCUGCAAACCGUUUCCUGUCUGACAUGUAAUACAGCAUGAUUACUAGCACUGUAACCACUUACUAUAUAGCAGCUAAAAUUCAGCUCUGUAUUUACCCAUAAUGCAAUAGUAAUGUGCCAUUCUCUCAUUUCAACAUGGAAACCAUGUUUAUGAAUUAUUUUACUCAUCUGUCUUAGUUUUUUAUGUCUAUUUAUUUAUUGAUUGAUUGAUUUCUGUGUGACCACUCCCCUCAGUGUCAUGUUACAGACUGACCACUCCCCCUGUGUCAUGUUACAGACUGACCACUCCCCUCAGUGUCAUGUUACAGACUGACCACUCCCCCUGUGUCAUGUUACAGACUGACCACUCCCAGUGUGUCAUUUUACACACUCAUGUUACAGACUGACCACUCCCUCUGGUGUCAUGUUACAGACUGACCACUCCCCGUGUCAUGUUACACACUCAUGUAACAGACUGACCACUCUCCCCAGUGUCAUGUUUCAUUGUCUUUACCUUCGAAACUGAAAUAAAAUGAUGAAUGAAUCAAUUAAA
Larimichthys crocea (large yellow croaker) is the source of this 4154-nucleotide messenger RNA. It is a transcript of the gene epb41l3a, whose product is annotated as erythrocyte membrane protein band 4.1-like 3a. Gene Ontology annotation, biological process: actomyosin structure organization. The record is from RefSeq and is a predicted model, not a curated record. Gene Ontology annotation, molecular function: structural molecule activity; actin binding. Lineage: Eukaryota; Metazoa; Chordata; Actinopteri; Sciaenidae. The transcript has 27 exons. The coding region runs from base 188 to 2986 and encodes 932 amino acids. Gene Ontology annotation, cellular component: plasma membrane; cytoskeleton.